UGAACCGUGACAGAGAUCCUGUGGGGAUAUUCUGCGGAAGUUACCCUGUUUCUGUUCAAGUAGACCGGCUCUAGAACAGGUUGAUAAGCCCGAUUUCAGGACUUUGUGUUAGGAAAGGUUUGGGUGGCGGAGAGACCUGGGAUCGCCCGGUUUGACUAAGAAUGUUUGGGGUAGCCUUGGUAUCUCCUUCACGUCCCCCUGGCACGUUCAUUUUUCCGCUGUCACACAUGCCCUAGUACAUCAGUGAUCCUGGAUAGGAAAUUAGCCCGGGGAUGAAUAACAGUUAGCACAGGCCCGAGCCUGAGGUAUCUUCAAAUGAACCAAUGGUUCGCCAGGAAAAAAGGAAAUCGUGUUUUUGUCUGCAGGGUUGGUAGGUUGAGAGAAUUUGCUCUCUGGCUGAAAACGAUCAGUGCCUGCUGAUAGCUUGAUUUGGUGUGAUGCCUUAGUGAAGGGUUGAGUGAGUGGCCGGGAUAGCCGUAGAUGCCAGUUCCUAAGUUUUGUGAUUUCAAUUUUUUUUUUUUAAAUCAUGUUUUAACCAAAGCAUGACUACACAAAGGAAUACUGGGGUGAAUCCUAUACGUCCUCAGCAUAUCUUGGAAUUUGCUAUUUGGCGUCUAUUUAAAAUCUAAUUCAUGUAUGUAUUUGGAUGUCUUUUGGAGAUAAUCCUGAGUCAUGCUUUAGAGAAGUUACUUCUGAGGUCUUUCGCUCUGCUCUCUGGGGGUCUUUGUGGAAGCUGGACGCUGCCCUUCAGCUGGAGCUAUGGGGCCAGGAGGACCGGGGGACACUGGAAGCACAUUCAGAGGCCUGCUGCUCUGUAUUUGGCUGCCUCCAUGCCUGUGUCCUAAGUUGCUUGUGUUCACACUGUCAAGUUUCCCAGUUUACUGCAGACAUUUUGCUUAUGCUAUUGCCACUGUUAUUUUCACAUUUGUAUAAUACUUGCCAGCUUAUAGGAGGUAUUGCAAAUAUAUUCACGAUCGCUCUUAUUUUCUCUAAAGAAACAGCUGGGUGUAAAGAGUGGUUGAGUCACCCUCUCCUAGUUGGUAGGGAGCAGAAGUGGGAUUCAGGCUCUCCCCAGUGGCCAGUUGUCUUUCCUCUGCACCCGCCUGUGUCCGACUUCAGAUAAGAACCCGGGUCUGAUCUGUGUUGUGCGGAGAUGGUGUAAUUACUUUUGGGAAGGUGGGCUAAUCCUCUUUUAUCUUGCAGAGACUGAGAGGAAUUUUACGAUUUUGGACUAUUUGUGACACUUUCAAGUAGCAGGGUCACUUUUCAACCUAGGCCUCUUUUCUUCUAGACCACUUGGUUGAGAGAAGAGAGAGAAAAGAAUUAAAAAAAAAAAUCCGUUUCUGCAGCAGUAUGGUUAAGGAUAAUCUAACACUAUAAUCACAUUAUCCUUGUAUGCCUGGCUACUUGUGCUGGCCUGUACAUUGAGUGUUAACCCCAAAGACUCCUUUAGAUGUCGCUGAACUAGUUACUAUAAAAAGUGUUUCACUUUCAAACUCCCACAUUCCAAGAACAGAGAAACUCAGUACAAAGGCGAUUUUGAAGUUUGCCUGGCACCUGGGCUCCUGAAGACGCAGCGCUGGAGCAGAUGGAUAAUGGAGAAUGGGGCUAUAUGAUGACUGACCCAGUCACGUUAAAUGUAGGUGGACACUUGUACACAACGUCUCUCACCACAUUGACGCGUUACCCGGAUUCUAUGCUUGGAGCUAUGUUUGGGGGGGACUUCCCCACAGCCAGAGAUCCUCAAGGCAAUUACUUCAUCGAUCGAGAUGGACCUCUUUUCCGCUAUGUGCUCAACUUCUUAAGAACUUCAGAGUUGACCUUACCCCUGGAUUUUAAGGAAUUUGAUCUGCUUCGGAAAGAAGCCGAUUUUUACCAGAUUGAGCCCUUGAUUCAGUGUCUCAAUGACCCAAAGCCUUUGUAUCCUAUGGAUACUUUUGAAGAAGUUGUGGAGCUGUCUAGUACUCGGAAGCUUUCUAAGUACUCCAAUCCAGUGGCUGUCAUCAUCACCCAGUUAACCAUCACCACCAAGGUCCACUCCUUACUAGAAGGCAUCUCCAAUUAUUUCACCAAGUGGAAUAAGCACAUGAUGGACACCCGAGACUGCCAGGUGUCCUUUACUUUUGGACCCUGUGAUUAUCACCAGGAAGUGUCUCUGCGGGUCCACCUGAUGGAAUACAUUACAAAACAAGGCUUCACAAUCCGCAACACCCGAGUGCACCACAUGAGUGAGCGGGCCAAUGAGAACACAGUGGAGCACAACUGGACUUUUUGCAGACUGGCUCGGAAGACAGAUGAGUGAUCUUCAACCCUGAGAGAAGUUUCUGGAAACUGGCUCCCCAGGAAAUGGCAGAGACUUUUUUUUUUUUUUUUGAAUUCACAGUGUGGGAUUUUUUUUUUAAUAUUUGUAUUUAUUUGAAGGUAUUGAGGACCAGAAGGACGUUGUGUGCUUUUCCAGGCCCCUCCUGUUUUGUCCCUUCACCCUGAGUAUGCAUGUGCCUGUUGAGUCUCCAGACACCUUUUUUAUAAAAAGAAGUCUGAAAUCAUUAUGGAUAUAAUCUACCCUUAACAGAGCUUUUUUUUUUUUUUUAUAAUUAUUACAGUGCUAAAAUGAUUUCUGAUAAAAUCAUCCCUAACUCAACUAGAAGGCUAUAAAAAUCCAGGAAUGAAAGAAUAAGCAGAAUACUCAUGAUGCCUUUGAGAAAAAUCAAAACAUCAUGUAGGGUGACCUAGUUUCCAAACAGAUAAGCAGUAUUGUAAUAUUAAAGGAAAACUAUUCCAAUCAUUUAAAAGUA
Lepus europaeus (European hare) is the source of this 2795-nucleotide messenger RNA. It is a transcript of the gene KCTD6, whose product is annotated as potassium channel tetramerization domain containing 6. The transcript has 3 exons. Gene Ontology annotation, molecular function: cullin family protein binding. The record is from RefSeq and is a predicted model, not a curated record. The coding region runs from base 1589 to 2302 and encodes 237 amino acids. Gene Ontology annotation, biological process: ubiquitin-dependent protein catabolic process; protein homooligomerization. NCBI's taxonomy places the organism in Eukaryota, Metazoa, Chordata, Mammalia, Lagomorpha, Leporidae.